ACAAAUAUUGCCGGCAAAUUCAAUUCAAAAGAAUCUCCACUAAACACGAAAUUAUGGCAGAUAAAAAGACUGCUUGCAUGUACGGAGCCGAUUGUUAUCGCAAAAACCCGCAACAUUUGGAAGAAUAUAGCCAUCCAGAGCGGAAAACCGAAGAAGCAGAAGAAGAAGUCCAGAAUGGAAGUGAAGCAAAACGUCCAAAUUCCGACAAUGGAAACGGGCACGACACAAAACGAGCAAGAGACGAAUCGCAGCAGCCAUCCCGAAUGCUGAUGGAUCCCUAUGCAGCUGGCGAGGAACGUGCCUCGAAAGCGGAAUACACUCAAUGGCUCUCGGAUCCAGCGUUGUUCAUCAAACAAGUGUUCUUCGUAACAAUGCCCGCGGACUUUUAUAGUUUUUGGGAGUUUUGCAAGACACUUGUGAAGCCCGAACGUGGCCCCGAAACAGCAUUCGAGUCGUUUGGCUUGAAACUCGUGGGACCUUUCGAUGUUCUUGCCGGAAAAUUCAAGGAUCUUCAGCGAUUCGAACCAAUUGAGUAUUUGACGCAUUGGCGUUUCUACUACGAUCCGCCCGAAUUCCAAACAAUAUUGGCGAAGGAAAAGUCCUGCAUUCACUAUGGAUAUUGGCGAGAUGAUGCAACUGUCGAAAGUUCUGAAUGUCUCAUCGCGCGCAACGACGCCGACAAAGGAUACGAGAUGGAAAUGGUAGCUGCCAAUAUCUUCCAAGCCGUUCUUCAUUUCUUAGAAAAGGAUUUUGUAGCAACUCCCUUCAACAAGGCGCAAGUCAACAAAGUUAAAAAACAACUGGAGGACUGGGCAACGGAAAAGGGCUUCAGUCUCACCAACAAAGACGAGAAAAUCACAGAACGCGAAGACAAAAUUGUCUGUCGGACAUUCCAUCGUUUGGGAAUUGUAGCAGAAGUCGAUCGAAAAACGAAGGUUGGGUAUCGCCCGUUGCAACUUUCCGACGCAAAUUUGAAAAAAAUGCUGGAAAACUUCAAAACAAUCGAUAAAGAAGACAAGGAAUCCUUUAAUUUGGCCAUGGAUGCACUGCAACCUUGCAUUACGGCAGCUUACAUCGCCGUGGAUGAAAGUGAUUUUGCGACUUCGUUAGAAUUGGGCAUCGAUUUGUUCUGUUUUGGCUUGGAAAUAUUGCAAGAAGUGGCAAAACCCUUAUUAAUUGCUGGUUACACGAUGUUACAAAGACCUCAAUAUAUCGCCAUUGCAAAAACUCACCUUCAAAACCGCCGCAAAGGAUACGAUUUGGAUCUGUUGAAGAAAGAUUAGCUAAAUUCCGUACUUUAACAUCGAGAUUUUUUUAUUUUUAUUAAAAAAAUGUUCGUUGCUCAUGAGUUUAACACAACAAGGAAGACUCAAAAAUUGUCCUAUUUAAAAUAAAAACUUGAAAUUUCUUAAA
Culicoides brevitarsis is the source of this 1413-nucleotide messenger RNA. RefSeq names its product histone PARylation factor 1-like (gene Hpf1). Gene Ontology annotation, cellular component: nucleus. The record is from RefSeq and is a predicted model, not a curated record. Gene Ontology annotation, biological process: regulation of protein ADP-ribosylation; DNA damage response. Bases 54 to 1283 code for a protein of 409 amino acids. NCBI's taxonomy places the organism in Eukaryota, Metazoa, Arthropoda, Insecta, Diptera, Ceratopogonidae. The transcript has a single exon. Gene Ontology annotation, molecular function: poly-ADP-D-ribose binding; histone binding.